This is a messenger RNA of Triplophysa dalaica, 3645 nucleotides long. RefSeq names its product dermatan sulfate epimerase (gene dse). Gene Ontology annotation, molecular function: chondroitin-glucuronate 5-epimerase activity. Lineage: Eukaryota; Metazoa; Chordata; Actinopteri; Cypriniformes; Nemacheilidae. The record is from RefSeq and is a predicted model, not a curated record. The transcript is spliced from 6 exons. The coding region runs from base 234 to 3086 and encodes 950 amino acids.
UCCGCUCCACGCACGUCCUCCAGCAGAUGUGACGUCUCGUUAGUCUAGUUACUUUCUUCCUGCGCAGCUGGAAGUUAUAGGCUACACACAUCUAUUGAAGAAAAAAAAAACUCGAAAACUCCAUGGAUGCUACUCAGGAAGCAAGCAAUCGAUGAUUUCUGCUUGUUUUUGCAAGGCGAAGACGCAAGCGGACUUAAAAGGCAUAACCCGGUGAUGUGUUCUCUGAUGUCAGAAUGAGAACUUACACGCGUGGGGCACCAACAGUGUUCUUCAUAAGUACACUAUGGGUGCUGCUUAUCCCAGUGCUGGCUAACAUUGACUCCAGUGGAGGCAUUACAUUCCUGGGAGGGAACUAUGAAGGAACUCAUCCCAUGCUGUACUUUGGCCAAACAGAGGUUGAAGUUCUGCAGGGAGCAGCAAUGGGAACACACAAGGCUUUGGCCCAACAAAUUCGGGAGGCCGGAGAGGCCAUCAUGGAGCGACCAGAGGAAUAUCUGCCUCCCUGGCACCCUGAAGAGUUCAGUGCUCGUUGGAACGAAGUGUAUGGGAACAAUUUAGGCCUGCUUUCAAUGUUUUGCCUACUGUAUCCACACCGUUCUGGUGCACUGGACAUAGCCAAGGAAUACAUGGAACGAAUGGCUGCACAACCUAACUGGUUGGUGAAAGACGCUCCGUGGGAUGAGGUUCCGAUGGCUCAUUCUCUAGUUGGCUUUGCAACAGCAUAUGACUUCCUAUACGAGUACCUCAGUACAGUUCAGCAGGAGCGUUUCCUGCAGGUGAUUGGGAAUGCUUCACACUACAUGUAUGAGAAAUCUUAUCAUCGUGGCUGGGGAUUUCAAUACCUACACAACCAUCAACCAACCAAUUGCGUUGCUCUUUUGACUGGCAGUCUUGUUCUGAUGAACCAAGGUUACCUCCAGGAAGCAUACCUCUGGACAAAACAAGCUCUUGCCAUUAUGGAAAAGUCUAUGGUCCUUCUCCAAGAUGUUACUGAUGGUUCUCUCUAUGAGGGUGUGGCAUAUGGAACUUACACUACUCGUUCACUCUUUCAAUACAUGUAUUUGGUACAGAGGCACUUUGAUAUUGGUCACUUCAGUCAUCCCUGGCUGCACAAACACUUCGCAUUUCUCUACAGGACACUGUUACCUGGUUUUCAGAGGAGUGUGGCAAUUGCUGAUUCCAACUACAAUUGGUUCUAUGGACCGGAGAGCCAGUUGGUGUUUUUGGAUCGGUAUGUUAUGAGAAAUGGCAGCGGGAAUUGGCUGGCUGGUAUAAUCAGACAAAAUCGGGUUCUGGAGGGCCCAGGACAGGCAGGAAGGGGUCAGCGCUGGUGCACACUACACACAGAGUUUCUCUGGUAUGAUGCCAGCCUUCAGCCCACCCCGCCUCAUGAUUAUGGAACACCUCGUUUGCAUUUUUUUGAAGACUGGGGAGUGGUUACUUUCGGAAGUUCCCUACCUGCUGGGAGAAACCACUCAUUUUUAUCUUUUAAGUCCGGAAAGCUUGGUGGACGUGCUAUAUUUGACAUUGUACACCACAAAAAAUACAAAGACUGGAUAAAAGGGUGGCGAAACUUUAAUGCUGGCCAUGAGCACCCAGACCAGAACUCCUUUACCUUUGCUCCAAAUGGAGUUCCGUUCAUCACAGAAGCAUUAUAUGGUCCCAAAUAUACCUCCCUAAAUAAUGUUGUCAUGUUUGGACCUGCUGUGUCUGAAAGCUGCUUUGCUCCAUGGGAAGGUCAAGUUACAGAGGCUUGCAACUCUAAAUGGUUAAAAUAUAAGCAUGGGCAAGCGGCAGAUUGUCAUGGUCGGGUGGAGGUAGCUCAAGAACAGCAGGGCAUGGUUUUUAUCCGUGGGGAGGCCAUGGCAGCUUACAACUCUGAACUGAAGAUUCAAAAUUUUCAGAGAAACUUGUUGCUGAUUAAUCCUCAACUGCUGCUGAUGGUAGACCAUAUUCAUCUGCAUUCUAGCAGUCCAACACACUUAAUGAGUGCCUUCUUUCACAACACAGACUUGCCCUUCCAAAACACCCAAGAUGAUGGAGUUCAUGGCGCUCUGAUCAGAAUUGGAAAUGAAUCGUACAAGAUGUUCUGGUUGGAUGACAUGGGCAGCAGUGAAAGGGCAACAGUGGGCUAUAGGAGCUACCCACGGGGGUACCCUUAUAAUGGAUCAAACUAUGUGAAUGUGACUAUGCCACUGAGGAAUCCCACAAGCAGAAUGGCUUACAUCUUCUUUGGGCCUGGAGAGGAUGUGCAAAAUUUCAGUGUGCAUGGUGAUUCAGAAAGAUUAAACAUCUAUCUAGGCACCAGAAAACACAAAUAUACCAUAUGUAUUCUUACAGCUGAGGUUUCCACCAAAGCUCCAUAUGCAAUAGUGUUGACGGAUCAAAAGAAAGUGGUGUUUGAAAGUGCAUUAGAAAUAAAGGAACAGCCUGUAAAAGAAGUGGAGGAAUAUGUUAAUGUUGUUGAGGACAGUCUUCAGCAUGUCAAACCAGUCUUUCAGCAGCUAGAACGACACAUCCUGUCACGGGUUCUUAACACAGACAACUUUCACAAAACUGCUGAGCGUCUGCUAAAAUUCUCGCAGAAGAGAAACACAGCGGGAAAUCUUGACAUUAUUGGCCUCUAUAAGAAGCAGGGAAAAGGAAAGGGAGGCAAAAAGACUAUCCUUUCUGACAGUCUACCAGAUAUCUUUGCUCGUAUCGAGGCAAAUGAAAAGAAGGAGAGACAACUUUCAAUGAAGCAUGCCUAUGAGGUUCCAGAUGAGGGAGAUGAUGAUUCAAGGACAUUCAUUGAUUACAGUGAUGUACGAAAGGGCAGAAAGGUUGGAUUUAUAAAGGGGCGGAAAUUUAAAGAAGUGCAGAUAGUGGCUACAGCAGCAACUGAGGACACAUCUAGCUCCACCUCGUAUAUACGGCUUUUCCUCAUUUCGAAUAUAGCCACUUUUUUUCUUCUGCUGGCAGUGUUGCUGACACGUUUCCAGAGGGCUCAGACUUUACACACACAACGUUUUCUCUACUGUGUCCUCCUCAUAGAUAGCUCCAUCCUGCUCUGUUUGUACUCCUCCUGCUCUCAGACUCAGUGUUAACAUCAUUAUUGACCCUUUUCUGCCAACAGAGUGCCAGGGCUUGGACAUACUCAGAAACAAAUGUUUAGUCUUAUAGAAUGCAAGUCGCCAAUUGCAUAAAUGUAAAUUUUGGGGGCAUGGCGCUGGUUCUGGAUGAAACGUCAGACAUGUAGUGCAUGCAAGAAAAGCAAAGAACUUUACAAACGUGUGCCUCAAAGAUUUUUAUCAGGAUCAGUAAGCAACUAUUAUAUAUAAAAUAUUAUAAAAAUCUAUAAAGGGUCGUAAAAAAGAACACAUGCUGUUAAAAAUAUCUAAAUAUAUGUUAUGACAGAUCAGCCAUUAUACAAUCUUUAUGAUUCCUUACAGUAUUAAAAAUAGUUGAUUCUGAAUAUGGUUUGUAAUUAUGAUUGCUAUGAAGUUUAAUUGUGGUUUGACUAACCCAUCAUUGCACCAUUGACAGCCUAUAACAGAAACAUACUGUAACAAGACUGUAUAAAAUAUAUAAGAUGUUAAAAAUGUUUUUUUUGAACUCUUAUAUUCCAGCUCUUCUAAAUUAAAACAGUAUAUUAUUAUUUACCUA